AUCCGGAAUCGAAAUUCCCGAAUUAGGAAGCAUGCGCUUGGUCUGAUAUAAUAAAAGGAAACACUGAGAGGAUAAGCAUCGGACACCCAUGAUGAACAACAUUAAACACAUAAUAUUCUAGGUAAACGGGCUUUUCUGGUUCCUGUUCUUGCCACGUCACACCCAACGUGUCAAAUCCUUCUUUCUCUCUCACCCAUGCCACUUUCCUUUUUAUUUUCUAUUAAUUUUAUAUAUAUGAAUAAUAAUCCUUCCUCAUUCUCCAUCAUCUCCACUUAAUUUCUUUUCGGCCUUAUCUCUAUCUUCUGCAACUUUCUCUCUCUGUCUCUCUCUGGGAGUGUGCAGAUUGAUGACAAGUAACCCCAUUACGUGGAAGCCUAAGAGGAGGAGAAGACGAAGAGGACAAGGGUGACUGAAUCGCCGCUUCAGGGGCUUCUUGUUUCGUUUUACUUUAAGUUUUUCUCUUUACAAGAAGGUGAAUACAAAUGGAGGUUCUGGUGGGUCCCGCUUUCACCAUCGACGUUCCGGCCGACGGAAACUCCUCAGAAGAUCGGAUCUUUCUUAAUGGGUCACCAGAAAGUGACCGCUCGAACAUUCGGAUCUCGGGGCCGCCCAAGUUCUUCACUGGCGAGUCGGAAACUUCGUCGUCGAUCGGAAGCCCCGAUGACAGUGACAACGAGGAGGAAGUGCAGAGCAAGUUGAAGAUACGAACUGGGUUGGGGUCUUUGGAUGCCAUGGAAGAUUCUCUUCCCAUCAAGAGGGGAUUGUCUAGUCACUUUGAUGGAAAAUCGAAAUCGUUCUCAGAUCUGUCGCAAGUGAGUACUUUGAAGGAGUUGCAGAAGCAGGAGAGUCCUUUCAACAAGAGAAGAAGGGUUCUGAUUGCAUCAAAGUGGUCCAGAAGAUCAUCUUUCUAUUCCUGGUCCAACCCACAGUCCAUGCCUCUUUUGCCUGUGGAUGAGGAUUGUGAUGAUGAUGAUGACGAUGAAGAGGAAGAAGAAAAGGCAAGUAAAGUUCCCUCUGCUUCCUCUUCUUCCUCUUCCUCCUUGGCUGAGGAAAAAAAACCAGAAGAUCAAGUUCAGCUGCGACUCAACAGAGUACCAGAAUCUUAUGCUGCUCAUAUGAGGCUCAGACUUGGAAGCUUCAAGGCAAGAAGCUUUUCUCUUGCAGAUCUGCAAGAGCACGAUGACGAGGAAGAAGACGAAGAUUAAUUGACAUUUAACAUAGGCUGUUUUUUUUUUUUUUUCCUUUUUGCUGUUUUGGUUUAUUCUUUUGUUAUUGUUGUUACUAAAUAAAAUUAAAUAGUAUGAAGUAAAAGUAACUAUGUGAAAAACAAAAACAAAAAAAGACUUGUGCUUCUCUUUUUGCUUUACGUUCAAAGAAGAUGAAUUUUGUUAAGGAAUAUACUGUGCAUAUCCUGUAGGUGUGUGGUAGGAAAGUAAUGAAAGCAUGUAGGUUCAUAUAAUGACAGAAGCAGCGAAGUUUACUUUUGUGCGAUGGGGUUUGUUUGUUUGGUUGGGAAUAUGGAUAUUGGGAAGAAGGAAAAUUGGGUGAAACCAUGGUCGCAGUCACUCGGUGAGGAUUUGGAGCGUAUCUUGAACAAAUCUUAUCCUAUCCUUUAAACUAUGAAUAGUUGUACC
Molecule: messenger RNA, 1634 nt
Organism: Vigna umbellata (rice bean)
Lineage: Eukaryota; Viridiplantae; Streptophyta; Magnoliopsida; Fabales; Fabaceae
Product: KID-containing protein 1-like
Source: RefSeq, a predicted model, not a curated record